Messenger RNA from Zea mays, 2902 nucleotides. RefSeq names its product U-box domain-containing protein 24. NCBI's taxonomy places the organism in Eukaryota, Viridiplantae, Streptophyta, Magnoliopsida, Poales, Poaceae. Gene Ontology annotation, molecular function: ubiquitin-protein transferase activity; protein binding. The record is from RefSeq and is a predicted model, not a curated record. Bases 301 to 2787 code for a protein of 828 amino acids. The transcript is spliced from 4 exons. Gene Ontology annotation, biological process: protein ubiquitination.
ACCACCCCCACUCAUGCCCAGUCGCAGGCUCUCGUUUCUACCCCCGCUUCCCCGCGGGCCACCACCGUCAGCCUCGCCCCUGCCCACGCACACGCCCCAUGUUUCCAUCCACUCCUCGCGCGCGUCAUCGCCACCGUGUCCGUGAGGCCGGCGUUUCCGUGUAUGCUGCGGCCUGCGGCCAUUCCGCCAACCAGCACCAUCCCCAUUUCAACUCUUCUUUAAACUACGCCAACACAAUUGCUCCCGCCUAGUCAACUUCACGGACGCCUCCUGCUUCCUCUUCCUCCCCGAGCACGAGGCAUGGAGCGGCACCGCCAAAGAUCGCGGCGCCAACAAGAAGACGGUCUCGACGGGCACGAUGAGGACGGGGCGCUGUCAGCGUUCGUCUGCCCGAUCACCAUGCAGGUGAUGCGGGACCCGGUGGUGAUCGACACGGGGCAUGCCUUCGAGCGGGAGGCCAUCGCCCGGUGGUUCGCCGAGUGCCGCGACCUCGGCAGGGGCCCGUGCUGCCCGAUCACGAUGCGGGAGGUGCGCAGCGCGGACCUGAGGCCGGUCCUGGCGCUGAGGGACGCCAUCGAGGAGUGGGCGGACAGGCAACAGAGGGACGAGCUCCGCAGGGCCUGCCGGUGGCUCACCAAGGACGCCACGGAGAAAGAGGCGGUGCGGGCGCUAGGAUGCGUCGCGCGAGGGUGGAGCCGCGGAGGGCAGGCGAGCAGGCGUACGGUGCGCGCGGAGGGGAUCAUACCGAUGGUCGGGGGCAUGCUGAGAAGCGGCAGCGCCAUGGUGCGCCUCAAAGCGCUGGAAGCUAUCCAAGAAUUUGCCAGAGAAACUGAUCAAGACAGGGAAGCUGUGUCGCAAGGGGACACCAUUCGCACGAUCAUCAAGUUCAUAGAUUGUGAGGACUGUCAAGAGAGGGAACUGGCAGUCUCUGCGUUGUGCGACCUUUCCAAGUCUGAGCUAGUAUGUGGAAAGGUGAGUGAACUGAAUGGAGCCGUGCUUAUACUGUGCAAGGUGUGUGGAAGCAAAGCUGACAACCCAACAAUAGCUGAGAAGGCUGAGAAGACACUUGAGAAUUUGGACAGGUGUGAGAAAAAUGCCGUGCAGAUGGCUGAAAAUGGCAGGCUGGAACCUCUACUUAACCUGCUUAUUGAAGGUUCUCCAGAAACGCAGCUGCUGAUGGCAUCCUCUCUAGAAAAGAUUGUCUUGUCUAACGACUUGAAGAUCUUGGUUGCGCGAAGAGUGGGUUCCUUGUUUGGUGGCAUCGUUGAGAAGGGAAGCUUGGAAGCAAAAGAGGUUGCUUUCAAGGUGCUAGAGCACGUAUCCGCCAACGCAGACAGCGCCAAGGUUCUUAUAGAGGAAAACGUCCUCCUCCCUCUCUUCCGAGUUCUCUCUAUCAACCGCACCAGCCUCCUUCCACCGAGGCUGCAAGAGGCUGCGGCUGCGGUUCUAGCCAAUCUGGUUGCGUCCGGUGUCGACUUCGGGACAGUGCCCCUUGACGGAGACCGUACUCUGGUGUCCGAAGACAUAGUUCACAGCCUGCUUCUCCUGAUCAGCAACACCUCGCCUCCAAUCCAGUGCAAGCUCCUUGAAUUUUUCGGCACCCUGAGCAGUUCCACGGGGACAGUGCUAUCGAUCGUCUCGGCUAUAAAAUCUUCCGGCGCUAUCACCAACCUGGUGCAGUUUGUCGAGAGCGAUCACCAGGAAAGCCGCACCGCAUCCAUAAAGCUGAUACACAAAAUCUCGUUCCACAUGGAGUACGAGAUCGCCCAAGUCUUCCGUGCAAGUCCGACGCUGCUUGGCUGCCUAGUCAAAGUUGCAUUCGUAAACGAUGGAAACGCCGCAGCAGAUGAGCAAGAUGCUGCGCUUCAGAUCCUGGCGAACCUCCCCAAAAGGGACAAGCACCUCACCAGAGAGCUGAUGGAGCAAGGGGCUUUCAAGGUAGCCGCCAGCAAGGUUCUGAGCAUCUACCGGAGAGAUGCUGGAACUGGAAGCGACAUCUACGACAACGCAGUGCUCGAGGGCCUUGCAAAGGUCUUGGCAAGGAUAACGUAUGCCUUGCGGGACGAGCCCCGGUGUGUUUCCCUUGCUCGAGAGUACAACCUCGCUGCCCUGUUCGCCAGCUUGCUUCGGCUGAACGGGCUUGACGAGGUACAGGUGGUCUCUGCGAAGGCAUUGAUGAAUCUCUCGUUGGAAUCUAAGUAUCUGACCAGUACGCCGAAGUUUGAUGCUGAACAGAGGUCUAAGCUCGCACUGUUUGGGAGGAAACCGACAAACAUUCAGCUCUGUCGUGUUCAUUCUGGAGUCUGUUCGAUCAGGGACAACUUCUGCAUCCUAGAAGGGAGAGCUGUGGAACGACUGAUCCAUUGCUUGAACCAUUCUAACAAGAAGGUCGUCGAGGCUGCUCUGGCUGCUAUUUGCACCCUGCUUGAAGAUGGAGUGGAGGCUGCAGAGGGCGUCUUGGUGCUCCAUAGGUCUAAUGGAGUUGCACCUAUAUUCGACAUCUUGAAGGAGAACCCGACAGGCAGUCUUCAGCACAGGGUGACGUGGGCUGUGGAGAGGAUUCUAAGGGCAGAGGAUAUCGCCCAAGCCGCUUCAACUGAUCGCAGUCUGGGAUCGGCACUUGUUCAUGCUUUCCAACAUGGAGAUUCCAGAACGCGACGUAUCGCAGAGGCAGCGUUGAAGCAUGUCCAGAAGCUACCCGUUUUUUCACUCAUCAUUGAUAAGCGCCCCUCGAUACGAGGUUCAUCCAUGGGAAGCAUGGAGCGCUUUAUCAAGUUUGAUCGCUAGGUUGUUAUGAAACGCAAAAGAAUUGCAUGGCCUGUUUAUGCCUUGUGGCCAGCAUAUCGCUUGUUUCUGUUUAACAGAAGGAACACAGUUUCGGUCAACGUGUUAUUUCGUGUGA